This is a messenger RNA of Lycium ferocissimum, 539 nucleotides long. Its product is annotated as glutaredoxin-C4. The record is from RefSeq and is a predicted model, not a curated record. Gene Ontology annotation, biological process: cellular response to oxidative stress. The coding region runs from base 43 to 459 and encodes 138 amino acids. NCBI's taxonomy places the organism in Eukaryota, Viridiplantae, Streptophyta, Magnoliopsida, Solanales, Solanaceae. Gene Ontology annotation, molecular function: glutathione disulfide oxidoreductase activity. Gene Ontology annotation, cellular component: cytoplasm. The transcript is spliced from 4 exons.
UUGAAAUACCAAAGUAGUGUUCAACUCUUUCACAGCUCAAAAAUGGCAAAAUCAGCUAUGUAUUCCAUUUCUGUCCCCAUUUUCUUAUUUGUAGUAUCUGUAACUGUGUUGCUAUACACAUCAACUUUAGCUGAAGCUGGAGAUUCCUCUUCCUUUGUUAAAAAGACAGUUUCAUCUCAUUCCAUUGUUAUCUUCUCCAAAUCAUAUUGCCCAUACUGUAGGAAAGCAAAGGCUGUAUUUAAAGAGUUGAAGCAAAAACCUUAUGUCGUUGAGCUUGAUGAGAGAGAUGAUGGUUGGAGCAUCCAGGAUGCCCUUAGUGAGAUCGUUGGCAGACGUACUGUGCCACAAGUUUUCAUUAAUGGAAAACAUAUCGGAGGAUCAGAUGAUACCGUCGAUGCCUAUGAAAACGGGGAGCUAGCUAAACUUCUUGGUGUUAAUGCAAAGAAAGAUGAUCUUUAAGCUGAAUUUGUUACAUGGUAGUUUCAAAUUAAAUGACUCUAAUAUGAUAUCAUCACCAUAAGUUUUUUGCAGCCUUUAGU